AAUUACGUUCUUCGAACAUCUCGAAGACGUAAAUAUAGAAGAUGGGCCUUUCCUAUGCUACUAUUGGCCUAUUCAUUCUUGUGGCAGCCUGCUGUAUGUCUGUUAAUGGCAUUCGCAUUGGAAGAAAAGCAGUACGUCCUUUUCCUGUACGACAACGCGCGGUUCGUAAGACGAGACACGUAGCAUUUCUUAAAAGACCCAGCGUGGUUUGCCAUUGCAGUUAUCGCAAGUAUCUGCGUCUCAAAGCCAGAAACCUUUUACGACGCGGUGAGGUUAUCAGAUUGGAACGAGGAAAGAAAUUAUCGAAGAAAUUUAUUCGUGAUGUGAUUUACGCUCCCCUGUGUUGCAAAAUCGAUUUAUCGAAUCCGAACAAACUGUACAGGUACCCCAUGACAAUAUGCCUAACCCAGAAGGUUUUUAGUGAAGAAUACAAAGACACCGAGAGUGCCCAAUUCGAAGAAUUAUCAAAUGAAUUGAUUAACACUAUAAACCAAUUGUUCCAAGAGGGAUCUGCGUUGGUGAAUGUUGAAGUGUCGGGUUUCAGACCGGGUAGUAUCAUAGCUGAUCUUAUAUUGACAACCAAGGGAAUUUUCCCUCAAGAUAUGUACGAUACGUUGAGAUUAGCCAUAGAUGCCGGUCAACUGGGAAACCUUCAUGUCGCUUUGGUACCAGAAGGUACUGGUGUAAAAGGAGCUACCCCGGGAAGCACACCAGAUAGUACCGCAAUCACGCCAGAAGGUACCGGAAUAACGGAAGUACCCCCAGACGGAAUCACACCGGAAAGCACUGGAACAACAGAUACUGCACCGGAAAGUACUGGUACCACGGGAGUCACUCCAGAAGGUGCUGGAGCAACAGAACCCCCGCCAGACGGCACUGGCGAGACAGGAAUCACACCAGAAAGCACUGGAACAACAGAAACAACACCAGAAGGUGCUGGUACAACUGCAACCACGCCGGAAACUCCCGAAACACCGGAAACUCCGUCGAACGGCGCUGGCACGACAGGAAUCACCCCUGAAAGUACUGGUACGACACCAGAGAGUACUGGUACAACUCCAGAGAGUACUGGUACAACACCAGAGAGUACUGGUACAACACCAGAGGGUACUGGUACAACUCCAGAGGGUACUGGUACAACACCAGAGAGUACUGGUACAACUCCAGAGAGUACUGGUACAACUCCAGAGAGUACUGGUACAACACCAGAGAGUACUGGUACAACACCAGAGGGUACUGGUACAACACCAGAGGGUACUGGUACAACACCAGAGAGUACUGGUACAACUCCAGAGAGUACUGGUACAACUCCAGAGAGUCCUGGUACUACACCAGAGGGUACUGUUACCACACCAGAGAGUACUGGUACAACACCAGAGGGUACUGUUACCACACCAGAGAGUACUGGUACAACUCCAGAGAGUACUGGUACAACACCAGAGAGUACUGGUACAACACCAGAGAGUACUGGUAUAACACCAGAGAGUACUGGUACAACUCCAGAGAGUACUGGUACAACUCCAGAGAGUACUGGUACAACACCAGAGGGUACUGGUACAACACCAGAGAGUACUGGUACAACACCAGAGAGUACUGGUACACACCAGAGAGUACUGGUAUACACCAGAGAGUACUGGUAUAACACCAGAGAGUACUGGUACACACCAGAGAGUACUGGUACUACACCAGAGAGUACUGGUACCACACCAGAGAGUACUGGUACCACACCAGAGAGUACUAGUACAACCCCUGGAACAAGUACAGGAGAUGCUUACAACGACGAGUGUCUGUGUGCACACAACCAAAAGAGAGAGGCUCACGGAGUUCCACCCUUGGUGUGGUCUGCCACGAUUGCGGCCUCGGCAAAGGAAUAUGCCGAAAAACUGGCCGCUGCCGACAGCACGAAUCUUGUCCACGAAAAAAGUGGUUAUGGGGAGAAUCUCUUUGUUGAAUUUGGCAGCGGUAUUCCAAAAGAGAAGAAAGGAACAUGCGUCAAAGCCGUGGAUAAUUGGUAUGAUGAAAUAGGAAUGUACAACUUUGACAACCCUGGAUUUAGUUCAGAGACAGGUCAUUUUACACAAGUUGUUUGGAAAGCCUCGAAAGAAGUAGGUGUCGCCGAAGUUGUCACUUCCACAAAUAAGCGUUUUAUUGUCGGUCGCUACAGUCCUCCUGGAAACGUUAGAGGACAAUUUCAAGCGAAUGUCCCGCGGCCCGUUAAAGGUAAUAUAACGACGUUCGCCAUACACACCUGUACUGAGAUAUCCAGCAUACUUCCGGCCAACAAAUAG
This is a messenger RNA of Dendronephthya gigantea, 2288 nucleotides long. Its product is annotated as mucin-4-like. Lineage: Eukaryota; Metazoa; Cnidaria; Anthozoa; Malacalcyonacea; Nephtheidae. Bases 42 to 2288 code for a protein of 748 amino acids. The transcript is spliced from 10 exons. The record is from RefSeq and is a predicted model, not a curated record. Gene Ontology annotation, cellular component: extracellular region.